CCAGGGACUUCCGGAGCGCUACCGGAACCGGAAGCAUCGGGACUUAGGGGGGUGGGGCUGAAAAAUCAAAAAAAGCGCCGCGGAAGUUGGAGGCCGGUGCCGGCAGGGUGGUAGUGGCCCCCAGGUGGGGUUGUGGCGAGUGCCAAUGGACUCCACCGCCUGCCUGAAGUCCUUGCUCCUGACCAUCAGUCAGUAUAAAGCCGUUAAGUCGGAGGCGAAUGCCACCCAGCUUUUGCGGCACUUGGAGGUAAUUUCUGGGCAGAAGCUCACACGAUUGUUUACACCAAAUCAGAUACUACCAAGUGAAUGCUUGAGCUGCCUUGUGGAGCUACUUGAAGACCCAAGCAUAAGUGCACCACUGGUCUUAAGUAUCAUCAGCUUGCUGUCUCAACUAGCUGUAGACAAUGAAACCAGAGACUGUCUUCAGAACACAUACAACCUGAAUAGCGUGCUGGCAGGAAUGGUUUGUCGGGGCAGCACUUGCCAUGGUGAUUCAGUGUUUUUGCAGUGCAUUCAACUUCUACAAAGAUUAACAUAUAACAUCAAAAUUCUCCAUUCUGGUGCCAAUAUAGAUGAGUUAAUUACAUUCCUGAUAGAUCAUAUUCAGUCUCCUGAAGAUGAGUUAACAAUGCCUUGUCUAGGAUUAUUGGCAAAUCUUUGUCGACACAAUCUUUCUGUUCAAACACACAUAAAGACUUUGAAUAAUGUGAAAUCUUUUUAUCGAACUCUUAUAAGCUUCCUGGCCCAUAGUAGUUUAACUGUGGUUGUGUUUGCACUUUCAAUAUUGUCCAGUUUGACAUUAAAUGAAGAGGUUGGGGAAAAGCUGUUCCAUGCUCGAAACAUUCAUCAGACUUUUCAGCUAAUAUUUAAUAUUCUCAUAAACGGUGAUGGCACACUUACUAGGAAGUAUUCAGUUGAUCUAUUGAUGGAUCUCCUUAAGAAUCCCAAAAUUGCUGAUUAUCUUACCAGGUAUGAGCACUUUUCUUCAUGUCUCAAUCAAGUAUUAGGUCUUCUUAAUGGAAAGGAUCCUGAUUCUUCUUCAAAGGUUUUAGAAUUACUUCUUGCCUUCUGUUCAGUGACUCAGCUGCGCCAUGUGCUCACUCAGAUGAUAUUUGAGCAGUCUCCAUCUGGCAACACCAUUCUGGGAAGCCGUUCUAAAUGUUUAGAACCUACUGUGGCUCUACUUCGUUGGUCAAGCCAACCUCUGGACGGAUCAGAAAACUGUUCUAUUUUAGCUUUGGACUUGUUCAAGGAAAUAUUUGAGGAUGUUGUAGAUACUGCUAACUGCUCCUCAGCUGACCGAUUUGUGACCCUUCUACUGCCUACAAUCCUUGAUCAACUUCAAUUCACAGAACAAAAUCUAAAUGAAGCUUUACUAAGAAAAAAAUGCGAAAGGAUGGUCAAGGCCACUGAAGUUUUGUUAACUCUGUGUGGAGAUGAUACUCUAAAAAUGCAUGUUGCAAAAAUUCUGACUACUGUCAAAUGUACCACUCUGAUAGAACAACAAUUUACAUAUGGCAAGAUUGAUCUGGGGUUUGGAACAAAGGUAGCAGAUUCUGAUUUGUGCAAACUUGCUGCUGAUGUAGUUUUGAAAACUCUUGAUUUGAUGAACAAGCUUAAACCAUUGGUUCCUGGCAUGGAAGUAAGCUUCUACAAAAUCCUGCAGGAUCCACGCCUGAUUACACCCUUGGCUUUUGCUUUAACAUCAGAUAAUAGAGAACAAGUACAGUGUGGAUUGGGAAUACUAUUGGAAGCUGCUCCACUGCCAGAUUUUCCUGCCUUAGUACUUGGAGAAAGCAUAGCAGCAAACAAUGCCUAUAGACAACAGGAAACAGAACACAUGCCCAGGAGAAUGCCCUUGCAAUCAUUAAAUCACAGUGUUCCAAGAUCGGUAAAAUGUUUAACUCCUCCGCUUUUGAAAGCUAGAGUUCCUGGAUUGAACAUUGAGGAAUUAAUAGAGAAACUACAGGCUGGAAUGGUGGUAAAGGAUCAGAUUAAUGAUGUGAGAAUAUCUGACAUAAUGGAUGUAUAUGAAAUGAAACUGUCCACAUUAGCUUCCAAAGAAAGUAGGCUACAAGAUCUUUUGGAAGCAAAAGCUCUAGCCUUGGCCCAGGCUGAUCGGCUGAUUGCUCAGUACCGCUGCCAAAGAACUCAAGCUGAGACCGAGGCACGGACACUUGCUGGUAUGUUGAGAGAAGUUGAGAGAAAAAAUGAAGAGCUUGGUGUGUUGCUUAAGGCACAACAGGUUGAAUCAGAAAGAGCCCAGAGUGAUAUUGAGCAUCUCUUCCAACAUAAUAGAAAAUUAGAGUCUGUGGCUGAAGAACAUGAAAUACUCACAAAAUCCUACAUGGAACUUGUUCAGAGGAAUGAAACCACCGAAAAGAAGAAUAAAGAUUUACAGAUCACAUGUGAUUCUCUAAAUAAACAAAUUGAGACAGUGAAAAAGUUGAAUGAGUCAUUCAAGCAACAAAAUGAAAAGACUAUUGCCCAAUUAAUAGAGAAAGAAGAACAGAGAAAAGAAGUACAGAACCAACUAGUAGACAGAGAAUGUAAGCUAGCAAAUAUGCAACAAAAAACAAAAGUACAAGAAGAAAAGAUUAAAGUUUUGCAAAAAGAAAGGGAAGAUAAGGAAGAAACCAUUGAUAUCCUUAGAAAAGAAUUAAACAGAACAGAACAGAUAAGAAAAGAAUUGAGCAUUAAGGCUUCCUCCCUAGAGGUUCAAAAGGCCCAAUUAGAAGGUCGUUUGGAAGAGAAGGAGUCGCUGGUGAAACUUCAGCAAGAGGAGUUGAACAAACACUCUCAUAUGAUCGCAAUGAUCCACAGUUUAAGUGGUGGGAAAAUAAGUCCAGAAACUGUGAAUCUCAGCAUAUAGAAGUUAUGUAUUUAUCUUCCUGGGGAGGUGUGGUAGAGAAGGUAAUUUGUGACCCCAGAACAGUAGUAGAUUAUUGUCUAAUUAUUAAUUUAGUAAAGAACGUGAUCUGAUAAAUAUUUUUAUUUGGUCUUAAAAGUUUUACUUUCUGUUUCUGGCUUUUAUUGCUUAAAGCUAUCUUUCAUUCUUAUAUUAGAAUAUUUUUCUUGACCUCCAUUAUUGUUUUUGUAAAGUUUUUCCAUUUUCCUUCUGAUUUUUAAUUUAUUCUCAUUUGUAAUUAGAUUUUAAAUCAAACUUUCUUGAUUUAACAAUCCUAAAGAUUAAUAAAUUGAAAAUACAAUUACUAGUAUAAAAAGAGAAGGCAUGUUAUUGCCAGGGAAAUGUUUUUCUAAAUAGCACAAAAGAAAAUUCAGUGAAUUUAAAAUAAUUUUGUUACUGCAUUUAAAAUACAGUACAAUAUAUGGUAUUAGUUCUAAAUUUGAAAAAAUAUAAUGAAUAGUUACAAAAAUAAUGUAUGAAAAUUAGAAAAUAUCUGAUGUGUUAAAUGAAUACAUUAUCACAUAAAAAACACUAUAGUUUGUACAAUUAUGAAUGGCCUUAAUUUUUAAUCUUUUUAAAAUGUACUAUGUUGGUAUACCCAUAUCAUUUCCAAUCAAUUAUGAAUUUCUUUUGAUUUACAUAAGGAUAACUUGGAUUCAACCCUUGCUACAUAUUCAGAAAUCUGUUAUUUGUUGUUGAUUCUAAUGUCAGUUGCAUUUAAUAUAUUGCCUUUCAUUGAAAUAGUUUUUAAUUUGGCCAUUUAAUUUUAAGGCAUAGUUUAAAUAUCCUUAUACAUUUAUUUCUUUAAUACAAAGGGAUUUUUUCAGUACUCUUCAUUUGAAUCAAAUGUUCUAAGUGGAGUUUAAAACAGAAGAGUUUUUAUAUCGGUAUUUUGGUUGAUUUUUAUUGCUACUUUUUAUAACCAUUAAUUUUGCUUAGUGUUUUCUUCCCUAUUUAUAUCUUCCUGUGACUUAAGUGAACUUAUAUUUACUUCUAUUUUUCAACCAUAAUACACCUGAAAUUAUCUUUAGAAAUUAAAUAUAUUUUCAUAAUUUGCUAAUUACAUUAAGUGUCAAACUAUAAUAGUUUUACAUACUUGGAUACGUUUUGUAUAGUUCUGCAGAUUUUAAAAACAGCAUUGUACAGAGUAACACAUUUUAGAUUGUUGUUUUAUAAGGGGUACAUUCUGUUUCUCUCUUGAAAUUGCAUGCAGUUUCAAUUUUACAUGAAAAAGUGUUUAAAUGGAUAAAUAUGACUGAAGAAUAAAAGGCUUUGUAAAAUAAAAGAGAAAAUUCUAUAAAAUAAAUAAACCAGGGGUGCCUGGGUGGCUCAGUCAGUUAAUCAUCUGACUUUAG
This is a messenger RNA of Prionailurus viverrinus (fishing cat), 4263 nucleotides long. RefSeq names its product cellular inhibitor of PP2A (gene CIP2A). Bases 146 to 2872 code for a protein of 908 amino acids. The transcript has 21 exons. Lineage: Eukaryota; Metazoa; Chordata; Mammalia; Carnivora; Felidae. The record is from RefSeq and is a predicted model, not a curated record.